UAAUUACAGCUUAGGCAGAGAUAGGUGACACACUCUCCUGGUUCCACAGGCUGCAUGCGUAGGUAACAACUCUGCUGUUCCACUGACAGGAGGGACACAGGGCCCAGAAACCACUUUCCUUGUUCUCAGAGAUUUAUUUUUCACCAGAAUUUCAGUCAUGGAUUUGUUCCUGGAUUCUGGCUAAAUAUGACAGAUUUCUUUCUGCCAGUGUCAAGCAGUCAGUCAAACUGGAUUUACCAAAUUUAAAGGACAAGGGAUUAUUUGCCAUGUCUGUGACUGCCCUGUUCAGAGGCAAGUGGGGGCACAAGUCACAGGAAACCCCAGAGAAGCAUCCAGUAGCUGUGGUCCAACCCAGCCAUGAGGACGAGGAUGACGAGGAUGACUCCAGUGUUGGUUUCAGCAGAGAGCCUAUUCGCAGGAACUCGCGCUUUUACCGGUCAAUGAGAAAGAAGAGGAUGGUCUCAUCUGAGCAGUCUGAAUAUUCUCCCAGGCCUGGUUUGGACCCCAGUCCGUCUAACAGAUCAGGACUCAUCUCCCCUAAUGCUCCUUUAUGCCCCAAAUCACCUUUUUUGCCCAGGGCUAGACGAUGUAGCCCUCAGCCUUCACCACAGCUCCAUCAUUCCAAAACUGUGUUGCCAAGCAAUGGGGAGGCCAGCAGCAGACAUGCUCUGUACAACAGCGAUGCUGUGGAUAGGAGAAGAGGAGGAGUGGGAGGAGGGAGGAGUUUGGACAUAUCUGCUGCCUCCAACAGCCAGCAUCGAGAUUUUACAGCUGACAUGAUCACUUACCGGACUCACAACAUUCAUAGCGAAGACAUUAUAAAGCUGUCGGAGCAAACAGCUGCAGCUUGCACUGUUCAGGAGAUCAGAGGGAAAACCAUGAGCUCACAACGGCCCAAUUCUAACAGCACAGACCAGGAUAACGCCAACCUCAGGUUUCCAAGCAAUGGAGCUCGCUCCCAGACAAUCUGCCACAGCCUCAACAUCGUCAAAAACAUUGCAUUCCUGUACCAGGAAUACCGGGACACUUCCAAGCAGCAGGAGAUCGAGCAACGGCGGCAGCGUGAGAACCUUUGUCCAAAGGUCACAGCAGAGACUGUGGUGGCAGGCUCUGGUGUCACGUCCCCUCCAGUGUUACAGCUGCAGCUGAGGAACAGUUCUCGGUCACUGAGCUUGUGGCAGAACCUGGAAGCUGUGCAGGCCAGUGGCUUGCUCACCCAGUUACCGCAGAAAGAAAUCAUAAUGCAAGAGGCCACGUUUGAGCUCAUUACCUCAGAAGCAUCAUACUACAAAAGUUUGGAAAUUUUGGAGACUCACUUCCUACGUGACCCUGGUUUAAUCAACACUCUAAGCCAAUCCGAUGUGCAUUUUCUGUUCUCCAACAUUGAGGAAGUCAUGAAAGCCAGUGAAAGGUUCCUGAUGGAUCUUGAGCACCGAAUUGAGAAGUCUAUUUUGAUCCCUGAUGUGUGUGACAUUGUUUACCACCAUGCUGUGGAACACUUCAAUGUCUUCAUCAAAUACGUCAUUAACCAGGUGUACCAGGAGAAGAACUACAGACGCAUAUUAGAGGGAAACCAGGCAUUUCGGGAAGCCAUGGCUGCACUGGAGAAUCAUCCACAUGUCAGGGGCCUGUCCUUCACCUCGUUCCUAAUCCUUCCUUUCCAGAGGAUCACAAGGCUCAAGAUGCUUGUACAAAACAUCCUGAAAAAAGCAGACGAAAACUCAGAGAGGGAAGCAAAUGCUAUAAAAGCACAUCAGCAACUGGAGCAGAUUGUGAAAGAGUGUAACGAGGGGGUGCGAAAAAUGAGUCGCACUGAGGAGCUAAUCAGCAUUGAGAAAACACUGGAGUUCAAAUCCAAGUCUGUGCCCAUCAUUUCCCACUCGCGCUGGUUGCUAAAGAAGGGUGAAGUGCAGCUGAUGGCUGGACCGAAGAGUACCAGGACCAUGCGGAGUCGUAAGCUCUACCAACCGGUCUACUUGUUCCUUUUUAACAAUCUGCUGCUGGUCACCAAGCGCAGCUCAAGUGGGGAGAAGUUCCAGGUUCUUGACUCAUGCACACGGGCCAUGUUGAGGACUGAAGAUCUUGAAGACCAGGGCCAGCUACUGGCCAAUGUCUUUAAUCUUAAACUGCUGGAGAACCAAGAGGAGCGUCCAGUCAGCUACAUGCUCAAGACCUGCAGUAUGAGUGAUAAGCUUCGAUGGAUGUGUGCUCUCACUCCUAACCGACGCACACGCUUCAUGUCUACUAGUGCCCACCAACCAGACUCUCCCCAGGUGCAGUGUAUUCAGUCGUACUCGUCUCAGGAGCCAGAUGAACUCUCUAUUGAGAUGGCUGAUGUUUUGAACCUCCUAGAGAGAACAGACGAUGGCUGGAUGAUGGGUGAAAGGCUCCAUGAUGGCGAAAGUGGCUGGUUCCCUAGUCGAGUAGUAGAGGAGAUCCAGAGCAAGGAGGUCCGAGCUCAGAAUCUAAGAGAGGCCUUCAGGAUUCUGCAGGCCCAGGAAGGUGGAGGAGGCCCGCCAACUGGAACCAGGGUUGGUUUAAGGGUGGGGAGACGCACCCCACGGGCCUCCAACUUCUCCAACCCCUGAAUUGAUCAAAUGGGGGAGAGCAGUAGAGUAAAUCAGUGAAGCAGUAACAGUGAUGAAUGUCUCCAUUCAGGGCCAAGUGCGCUAAAACUAAUCAGGAUACAUGUGACUUAAAUCCCAUACAAUGGCAUCUUGUGCUUUUGAUUUUCACUUUUAGAAAUCCAAAUGAUCAACGUGUUUAAGUCGAUAACCUUGUACAAGCAAUGCUGCAUGUCUCAUAUAAACGUGUGCUGAAGGUGUUUUGUAGGCCCAAACACUGUGGUGUGUAAUGCAUGGAGGAAAGCUCUGUGUUUCAUUAGGAGCGGUGUGCAAGGAUGGCAAGAAUCCUAAAAGUCUUGUAAAGGUACUGUACUCAUUAGUGAUGGCCAAAUGAAGCAUCGUGAAGGUUUGUGAACCAUUGUCUGUAUUUUCUAAGCCUACUAGAUGGCGCUCUCUGCUCAACAAAGGGUUGAAAUCACACUGAGUUGCCAUUCCUUAAGCCAUUUCUUUAAACAAAAGAGCGCCAUCUAGUGGCCUCAGAAAAUAAAUAAUAUGCUUCACAAGGCUUCAUGAAGCUUCUUUUGCCCAUCACUAGUAAACAUUCCUCAGCUGCAUGGGCAAGUUUUAAAAUUUUAAUGUGUUAAUUUUAUUGUAAAAUACCUGUCAACACUGAGUUAUAUCCCACAACGCAAAUAGACAAAAUAAAACACGCUGCAAAAAUCGGUGCAUUGGGCUUUCAGGGCCACUGUACAAGUGUCUAAUAAAAUUGUCUUGUAUAAAAAUUAGCAAUGAUUAUUUUAAAAGCCUGUUAGGGGUGGUACGGUUCACAAAACCCACGGUUCGGUUCGUAUCACGGUUUUAGGGUCACGGUUUUCGGUUCAGUACGGUUCUUAUUUUUUCUUUAA
Molecule: messenger RNA, 3469 nt
Organism: Perca fluviatilis (European perch)
Lineage: Eukaryota; Metazoa; Chordata; Actinopteri; Perciformes; Percidae
Gene: ngef
Product: neuronal guanine nucleotide exchange factor
Exons: 15
Coding region: 267-2588 (773 amino acids)
Biological process (GO): activation of GTPase activity
Molecular function (GO): protein binding; guanyl-nucleotide exchange factor activity
Source: RefSeq, a predicted model, not a curated record